Scophthalmus maximus (turbot) is the source of this 6231-nucleotide messenger RNA. RefSeq names its product SPRY domain containing 3 (gene spryd3). Gene Ontology annotation, molecular function: protein binding. The transcript is spliced from 11 exons. The record is from RefSeq and is a predicted model, not a curated record. The coding region runs from base 1685 to 2746 and encodes 353 amino acids. Lineage: Eukaryota; Metazoa; Chordata; Actinopteri; Pleuronectiformes; Scophthalmidae.
UUGGGGACGGGCGCCCCGCACAGGAACGAUACAUGAGGUUGCAGAAGGAUGGAGAAACACUCAGUUACCAAGGGAACUCUGAAGAGGUGGGUUGCUAUGUGGCUGGCCAUCCUUUAUCGAAGGGAAAUUAUUAUUUCGAGUUUGAUGGGCCCACAUACCGUCAUCCCCUGGUUGUGCCCAAGAUUGCUUUUCCAUCGAGCCAGCAAUUUUAUCCCCUGGAAUCCCGUUCCUGACAAUUUUCUCAACUUCAUAUUAAAUUCUCAGUGCCCCCCCACAGUCCCAGUUCACCAGUGCAAAACCACUACCUCAAAAAUGUCCUAGCUCCGUUGGAAUGAGGGAUAGGGUGUGGGUUAGGUGGUAUCUCUGAGCACAAAGAUUAGUCUAACACACAGUGUUUUUCAGCAGACUGGCAGAAGGAGAAAGCAUUGGACGUUUAUUUAAGCAAAGCUGACAUGCUCCUACAUUGUGCACCCAGUCCUCAUCCAUACAGUAGAGAGAAAAGGGGAAAGGAUCAUGUUGAUUUAGCACAGGAAAAAGUUGCAAAAGUUCUGUCGUAAAUUAGGUGUGCCGAGGUCUGCGGCGUGUUAUUUAUGAGCUGAUCUUAUUUGUGGAUGGUGCAUGUCAUGGAAGACCUUGUGACGUGCAGUCAAAGAGACUGCAGGUGACGGCAGGCAUUCUUACUUGUCGUGGGUUUUAGGGAUUCAGGAGGAAACGUCGGGCCGUACGUUAUCCGCGGAACCUGCGUCAUUCUGCUGGCCUGCAAAUAGACUGAGAGUCCUGUAGCCACACCAAACUCUCAUGAAAAUGAUUUACUUCCUCCCCCUAUUCUUUUCAGAUUUUCUCCUUCUUGAGGUGAGAAGCACAAAACUUUGGGGCAUGAGUUGAAACAUAUCCGAUAUGUUUCACUAAGACUCUGUACAAGCUGGCAAUGUUCUUUGACAUUUUUAUUUUUUUUAAAUCAUGGCUGUGAGGAGUUCCUGAUUUCUGCCAGAUAUGACAUUUCUUCUGAAUGUGAUGUCAAAUUCUCAUCUGACCUCCAGAUCCCUCUCUCCCUCUCUCUCCCUCUCUCUCCCUCUCUCUCUCACUCUCUCUCACUCUCUCUGUCUCUCCUGCCCUAGCAUGCAAAUCGUUAAGAUAACAAUUUUAAUAUUUAAAUGAGAAUCACAUUUUGGAGGCUCACCGGUCUCUCUGACAUUUAAACAAGAGGAUUUUAGUACGGUUAUCACCCAGAGUUUCAUGCUACAUUUUUUCUCUACUCAGUGACGCACAUGGCUGUCAGUUUCCCAGAUAUCUCGAAAAUUUGGGAGCAUUUAUUCCCAUAAAGGUCAGGCUUCUGUCGACAUAUGCGUCACCGCUAUCCUCGUGUUCCUCCCUCGUUCUGCUUUCACAAGGAAUCCAUUUCACUUUUGUUGUCGGCGCCGCUGCACUUUCUCCAGUUGUCGUGUCGUCAGUCUUCCUCGAGCCCAGCUGAACAUCUGCAGCAUUCCACACAUUUUAAUAGAGCUGUUUAAUAAACAUUAAUGUCAACAUAACUGAACAGCUCAUCGAUGAGCACAUUCCUGCUCUUUCAUAAUCUAAGUAAACUCACAUGUUGUUUUUUUUAUUCAUGGUAUUUUAACAGUUUAGGUGUGGAAGUGGAAACCUGCCACGGAAAAGAAUUCACUUCUUGCACAAAGCAUAGGUGAUGAUAGUGGACACAGGGGUGAGGGGAACCAUUGCUGUGGGCCUGGUGCCUAAAUUCUACAGGCUGGACCACCAGCCUGGCUGGCUGCCAUACUCUGUAGCUUACCACGCUGACAACGGCAAGUUGUACAAUGGCAACCCCGUUGGGCAGCAGUUUGGACCAAAGUGUGCUCGUGGUGACCGCAUCGGCUGUGGAAUACACUCAGAAAAUACUGAAGCAGGUUUUACAACAGUCUUCUUCUCCAAAAAUGGCAAAGAGGUGGGUUCAGUCAAGGUUCCCGUGCUGGCGGAGGGGCUGUUCCCUGCUGUAGGGAUGCACUCCAUGGGGGAGGAGGUGAAGGUUGACCUGCAGGCCGAGUGGCUCCUGGAGGAGGACGAGAGUAUGAUGAUGGUUGACAGCCAUGAAGAUGACUGGGGUCGGCUUUAUGACGUCAGGGUGAGCGGCACGCUCCUGGAGUAUGUUGGCAAAGGAAAGAGCAUCAUGGACGUGGGUUUGGCCCAGGCUCGCCAGUCUCUGACCACCCGCUGCCACUAUUAUGAAGUAGAGAUCGUUGAUGCUGGGGAGAAGUGCUACAUUGCCCUGGGUCUGGCAAGAAGGGACUACCCCAGGAACAGGCACCCGGGUUGGAGCAGAGGAUCAGUGGCCUACCAUGCAGAUGACGGAAAGAUCUUCCACGGCAGCGGCGUUGGCGACGCGUUUGGUCCCCGCUGCUUCAAAGGCGACAUCAUGGGCUGCGGCAUCAUGUUCCCACUCGACUACAUCCCGGACGGAGAAGAUGACACUGACGACUGGGAUCGGCCGGAUGUCCGUCCGGGUCAUGCAGGCGUCCAGAACGUCCUGUACCUCAAUGACGAGGAGGAGGAGGAGGAGGAGGAGGAGGAAGACGGGGAAGAGGUAGAGCAGGGACAGGAGGGAAGGAAGGUCACGGUGUUCUUCACGAGGAACGGGAAGCUGAUGGGCCGGCGGGAGAUGGCGGUUCCCCCCGGCGGCCUCUACCCCACCGUGGGGAUGCUGAGCAGCGGUGAGAAGGUGAAGGUGGACCUGCACCCUCUCAGCGGAUGACCCGACGGGUUCUGGGCCGCACACGUGACGCCCUGCAAACAGCUGGCUGCGCUGCAGAGCUCGCCCCACGGUAGCCUAGCAUGCUGCUAAACACUCGCCAGAACACACACACACACACCCACACACACACGCCGCACUCAUGCACGUCGCUGGCAUCUCUCUCCCCCUCGACACACUGCCGCCCCCGCCCCCCCCUCCACGGCUUUUUAUUUAUGAGGCUUGUACAUUAUAUAAACACACAAUCGUGAAGAGAAAAUAUAAAAACCAGAGCCACCUCCUGGUUGCAUAGUAGCAGAGCGAGAUCCGGGCGGAGACAACUCCUGAGAGACUAUUAACUGUUAAUUCUAUGCAAUCUGUGCCUUGUCACCGGCUCACCGAACCUCCUCCUGCAUGCGGCGCGUCUCUGAAACACUUGAGAUUUUAAAUCCCGCUCAUGACGUCUGGCACACUUCUUUUAUUUUGUUUGUCACGACCCCAAAGCAAAGCGGAGCGAGGGCCAACAGUCGUGCCGAGUCAGAGCUCGUUGGCACUUUGUGUUUCAGGUAUUAGACUCCCUCCCUCCCUCUCCCUGGGUCCUCUCUCUGGGUGAGGCUGCCCUCCUGUGAGCGAUCAUGGAGCUGCCGUUUGCCCCCACCUCGCUCGCCGCUCUCCCGGAGCCGGCUGGAAGGGAACAGUGGAUCUGUUUCAGUUAUUCGUGGUUGGAUCUGAUUGUUUGCCGAGGAUUCUUUUUUACCAGUUUGGUAAAUCGCAGCCAAACACGAGCUUCUGCUCCGGAGCGGCAUCAGAUCAGACGUUUCCUCAGAGUAGAUUUUAAUGUAAGUAUUUUGUAGUUUCACGUUGGAGCCCGGAUUAAAUGAACGGCUCCCGAUUUAUUUUCUAUAUAUACGUCUGCAAAAAUACGCAUUUUAAAAAAUGUUAUCUUCUGCGUCAAAGGUUCAGGGAAUGUGUUUUUUGCAUUUGCACUUUGACGGCAUGACCGGGAGGCUGUGGAGACUUUAGAGGACGGAACAACAGAACACCUCCCAGUGCGAUACGAUCCAGUGUCACACAACACACCAGAGCCAUAUUCAUAACCAUUAGUUCAAUAAACAGGUCUGAAAGAACAAUAAUGUACCUUCGCAAACCUCACACACACGAGUGUCGGUGUUGGAUUGGAUUGAAUCGCACUGUCAUGUGUUGUCCUGUUAUUUUGACAUGUCCUUCUCCGUCUGUAGAAGUUUUACUCUCUGUGCAUGUUUGGCCUCAAUACGAUUGUUUUCCGUUUUACUUUUCGUCUUCUUUCCCCCUCGUUUUCCCUGUAAAGUCAAAAUGAUGAUAGUUAAAACGAGACAGGAAACAACUAGUCACAAUUGUAAGUUAACUUUCUUUCCUGGCUGCCAUAUGUGACGUAAAAAUUAACUGCUGGACGUUUGUUUUAGUUUUUUGGUUUUUUUUAUAUAAAGACAAUGACGUUUAGUUGCUGCAUGAUGUUUUACGGAAAAAGAAAGAAAAAGAAGUGCGUCUGGCCCCCACCAGGGGGCCUGUGUCACAGACCGAGAUCAGAAGGGUCGUCCAGACAUCUUUGAGUUUAACUCAGGUUUGAACUAGGAUCACAAAGCCGACUCGUUUUUUAAACCAGGCCAGAUUAAAAUGGCAGCCUGGUCAAAACGACCGGACUACUAAUCAGAUCCCUGGGAAAAAUGGAGUCAUCACUCCUUCAGAAUCCAAAUGUGGGCAAAAGUUUACAGUAUAAAGAACAGAGGCUUUUUUGUAUGAUUGUUUACAUGAUAAUUAUGUCAAAGUUGGAGGGGACAUUUUUGCAAAAACAUAGAUUACAACUACUUAUUAUUUUUAUUAAUUUAAUAAUCAGCUAUUUUCUCAAUCAAUUUUUUUUUUGGGGGGGGGGGUUGAUAUUAUAUUAAAAAUGAUUUCCUAAAACCCAAGUUAACCAAUUUAUAAUAUCCUAAGAAUCAUAAGACUGAAAAAAAGUUGUUGUCACAUUUAGAAAUAGGACUUGAGAAUACUCGAUUCAUCUUUGACGUCUGUAAAGUUUCAUUAAGCCACAAAUCACAGGGUCGAUGGUUAAGUCACCGUUUUUCUUUGUUGUUGUUGUUUUUUCUCACGUGUCCACGUGUCAAGACACUCAACCUCAACUCAGUGUGUGUGACUGCAUGAAUUGGUCCAUUUCCCCUUCUUUUAUUUCAGGUUAGUUACCGCGCUGGAUAAUUCCUGCACAUAUUUACAGUCUCAGCCUUUUUUUACUGCUCAUAGUUUCUAUCGCUUCCUAUUCUAUUCCAGUUGUGUGAUUAUGUUUUAUAGAUUUCACCUCAGUGAAAAUCACCUCUCACUUUUGCACGAACCAAAUCUCUUUUACAAACAAAAAAAUACAAAUAUAAAAACAUUCUUGCAUGACGCUUUGGCCUUUUAAAAAAAUCCAUGCUUUCUUUUUUCUUUUUUAAAACCUGGUGCCUACAUUACGCAACAUCGCAAGUCGGCCACCGAUUGUUCGCUUGGAGAUUCGAGUCUUAAUGAUUUAGUCUUCGGACUGAACCAACUUUUAGAAAUAUACUGUAUUAGUAAACGACGGUUAACGGCGUUGGGCUCGGUUGAACAUGCGACUCGAAGAGAGUCGGACGACAGCUGAACUUUCUCGGUGACACAGGCCCCCCGGGAGCCGAAGAACCGUCUGUGUCGGGAGGUGAACGAGAAACGCUGUCGGCGGGUUCGUCAUGUCAUGUGGUCGUGUUGUCUCAGUGGGAGCUGGUUUCCGCACUAAUCAUUUCCUCUUGUGUUCGGUUAAAGGGAGUGAUGUCGCCGUUAUUAUAGAGUAUCAGCCGAAAUCGGUUUAAACCAAAACCUUCUUCAAAUUGUAAUCAAUGUUUUUUUCACAUCUGUACAUUCCUCUGUACCUUCCUAUGAAGUACAGCAGGUCUUAGUAGUGUUGUUGUUUGUUUUUUUUGCAUGUAAACUCCACCCCUCAUGCGUUAGGACGCUGCAGACAGUGACGCUAACAUGCUGUAAAAAAAUAACGACACAGGGUUUAAACUAUUAAAUCACAUAUCUGCAGGAGAUUGUAUGUUUGUUCUCAGCUGUUUGUUUUGGAAUCAUGGUCAAAUAUGUAAAAGAAAAAAAGAUGUGUAAGUCAGUCUGUUGUUGUUGUUGUUGUUGUUCUCCUGCAGGGCUGGAUAGAGACUCACGUUCAAGUCAGACUUAAGCUAGAUGGUGCAAAGACAUUAAUGUGACACUGGUGUGGACAUCGGAGCCACAUCGAAGUUCAGGGUAUUAAAGUCACUUUUAUUUAAAGUUUACUCAGAAUCUCAGUUUACAAAAGAUAACGACACCUUUCAACCAAAUUAGAGCGAAAUCUGGUUCAAGUUUUUGUAGCAUCUCUAAUUUUACUGUCCUGUAAUAAUGAUGAUAAUAAUCUCUCGCCUUGUUGACAUUGCACUAUGAAGGCCUUGUGCAGUACGUAUGUUUUAUCAUCAAUAAAGAUUUCAGUAAUGUUA